Messenger RNA from Acanthochromis polyacanthus (spiny chromis), 2412 nucleotides. Its product is annotated as angiopoietin-related protein 7-like. The coding region runs from base 151 to 1677 and encodes 508 amino acids. The transcript has 6 exons. The record is from RefSeq and is a predicted model, not a curated record. NCBI's taxonomy places the organism in Eukaryota, Metazoa, Chordata, Actinopteri, Pomacentridae.
AACUGACGACAAACUCUGGGCGAAGUCUGGACUUCAUUUUGCUGCGAUGACAUUGAACCCUGAUGUUGAUCCACUGAUUGAAACUGCCUUCAAGUUACCAUGGACAAAAGCCAACAGCAACAAGAGUGGUCUAGUUAUUGAACACUCAGGAUGAAGUUGCAAUCCAUGUUACUGGUUUUAGUCUUACUGACUGGUUCAUGUUUCCAGCUUGUUAGUGGUGAUUUUGUGACCUCUGAUGAACACUCCAACAAUAGACAAGGGGAGGAUGUACACACUGAAACAAACGCAGAUGACCCAGAUGUGCACAGGGAAACAAACUGGGACGUACCAGAUAUGAGCGAGGACAACUAUGGUGAUGCUGACUGGCAUCCGCCUUCUUCCCUACUAGAAACACACUCCGACCUGACGCCCGACGCGCCACUGGUAAUUCGCAGCGACAACACCGGUCCUGAUGAUGAAUCCAACCAAUCCUGGAACCAGACUGUUGGCAAUUCAUCAACACAUUGUGGCGAGUUCAGCAGCCAGUUGACCUCUAAUGGUCAAUGCCGGCUUACAGCGAACCUGCCUCCGAUGGGAACUUCGCAAAAACGCUGCCCAGACAUGUUUCGAUGUACAGAAGAUGUCUCCUAUUGGCUCAACGAGAACCGGAACAGGAAGGAGCAGCUGAAGGAGCUCAGGGAGACGAUGUCUGAACUGCAAGAAGAGCUGAGGAACCACCGGCAUCGAGUCAAAGCCCUGGAGAUGCUGAAUGAAGAAAGUCUUAGUCUAAACUGGACCUUCCACCAGCGGUUGCGUUCUCUGGAGUUGCGUCACGCCGAGGCUGACACGCUGCUCCAUGUUCAUGCGGCACUGCUGCACGAGCUGCAGGCGCAGCUACGCAACCUGUCAGCCACUGUGCGAGGCAUGAACCGCAACACUGGCUGCACGGUCAGCAUGAUCAGAGCCACACCGCCGCUCGGCAUGCGAGACACACUGCCACCAGAUGGACAGUACCUGUCGUUCUGUCCAUCCGACUGUGCAUCUCUAUUUCAUAAUGGUGUUCGUCGUUCCGGCGUUUACACCAUUGUGAUGUCGCCGGGCGGCACCCUCCCUGUCUACUGCGACAUGGAGACAGAGGGUGGGGGCUGGACAGUGUUUCAGCGGCGCCGGGACGGUUUGGUGAGUUUUAACCGCGGCUGGUCGGAGUACCGCGAAGGCUUCGGUGAGCCACAAGGAGAACACUGGCUGGGCAACCAACACCUCCAUCUGCUGUCCAAUCAGGGAUCCUACAGCCUCCGCAUCGACUUACAGGACUGGGGCCACGCCCACAGGCACGCCCUCUACCACACUUUCAGGAUAGAGGAUGAGGAGAACCACUACCGCCUCCAUGUGUCCGGUUUCAGCGGGACGGUGGAAGAUUCGUUUGGUUGGUAUCACGACCAGCAGGGUUUCAGCACCCCAGACACCGGCAACAUCUGUGCCGAGAUUAGCCACGCCGGCUGGUGGUUCCGCCAGUGUUUCUACGCCAACCUCAACGGCGUCUACUACAAGGGCGGGCGCUACUCUCUGAAAGCCCAGAAUCUGCUGGGGCCAGACGGCAUCGUCUGGUUCUCCUGGAAGGACUCAGACUUCUACUCUCUGAAGGCAGUCACCAUGAUGAUACGACCACGCAACUUCAGACCACACCUGUCACCAUAAUGAUGGAGCCUUGUCACCAAGCAACCAGUUUAAAAGACUAAAGACUUUAAAGAGUGUAAAGGCUUUCACAAUUACUUACAAAGGCAAUGAGUUUGUAUUCAUCGGCUGUUGAAAAUAGUCCCAAAUACAUCUUCCUGUAAGAGUAAUUUUUCCUAAAAACUGCAGUGACCAGCUCUUUUAGGAAAUUACAGAGCAUUUUUAAAUAAAAUUAUAUAUUUCUGACCUUUUUUUAAGAAUAUAUAUAUGUAUUUUAGAUAUCUGUGUCUUCAGCAGGCAAUGGUUUAGAGUAGUUAAUUUACUCAAGUACUGGAGUUAAGCACAAUUUUUAUGUACUUGUACUUGAGUAUUUGUAUUUUAUGCUGCAUUCUGCUUCUACUCAACUACAAUUUAACGGGAAAUUUUGUACUUACCACUCAUUAUUUCCCAUUUUCUGACAGCUUUAGGUUAUUUUUAAGUUACAGGGACCAAACUAGGACUUUUCCUUAAAUAUUUGUAACUGUAUUUUGCUGCUAUUUUUACUUACAUUGGACAUUUAUUGCAAGACUUAUUUGUAAGGGAGUAUUUUUACAUUGUUAUAUUAGUGCUUUUAUUGAGGUACAGGACUUUACAGACAAGAAGGGAUAGCUAGAAGGUACUGAGAGUAACAUAUGGUUGGCUUGAAGGAAUUUAAGAGCAAAUACAGAUUUAAAGUGGUCAUAAAGCAAAAAUACCAGAAUAAUACCUCAUUUCACAGCC